AUGGCAGAGGAAAAUCAACUCGCUGUCUUCGAAGGGAAUACACCACCGACGCCGGUUUAUUCUCCACAGCCCGCGAUGAAUGCGCCACCACCACAUCAUGGGACUCCCUCGGCCCAUCUCCCACAACCGAUUUCAUCAAGCAUGUCACUACCGCUGGGGUACGCACCACCACCACCUGGGCACUCGCCGCCACCACCGAUGCACGCGCCGUCGUCGGCAACUCAAGCACCACCGCCUGCCCAUGAUCCUACUCGCAUGGCCACGCUCGAGGGCAACGUCACAACUCUUCAAAACACGGUUGACGUUAUGGCCGCUAAUAUGGCCGAGAUGAUGGCCUUGCUCAGGGGACCAAAUCACGCGUCUUCGAGCUCCAUCCCGCCUCUUGCACGUGGGCCAACUGUCGACCCCGCUCCUUGGGUCCCGCCAACUCAUGCAUCAGAGGGCGACAUAGCGGCCGCCCCCGCGCCAGCAAUUAUCCCAGUGCCCGCUCCUCAUCCGAAGCACGCGCCAGCAAUUCACCCAGUCGACUCCGGCCAUCCUCAGUCCACCAUUCCAGCAAUUGUCUCACUUCCGCCUAUGACGAUUCCCGUGCCGGAUCCGACCAUAUUCGCACCACCUCCUGUGUCCGUGCCAGCUCCAGCUACAGUUUAUACUGCUCCUCCGCCGAUGGGCUUCCCGACAUCGAACGCCCCUGUUCCCGCUCACACAACUGAGCCUUUCCCUCACCAAGCUCCACAACCCCAUAUCAGCCUCCCCUACCAAGCUCCACCUCCCAUAAAUAUUACUUUCUCCGAACCGGGCAUGCCGACUCAAGCGGCCCCCAGAGCUCCACCCACAAAUUUCUUUUCCGAAACAGAGACCGAACAGGAGAGGAGAUUGAAAAAGAUGGAAGAGACUAUCAGGGCCCUCCAAGCUAGUGAUCCCCGACAUAGCACUAGUUAUCUAGAUUCGACUCUCUUCCCGGGGAUGCAGUUACCCGCGAAAGUCAAAAUGCCAGAGUUCGAGAAAUACGAUGGAACCAAAGACCCGCGGCACCACCUUCGCCACUAUCAUACAAAGAUGCUUCAGUACUGGGACUAUGAACAGUUCGUCGUCGCCACUUUCCAAGAAAGUCUAUCAGGAUCGGCCCUUAAUUGGUUCAUGUCGCUUCGAGCGGAGGACAUCCCUUCCUGGACCGAACUGGCCAACAAGUUUGUUGAGCAGUAUCAGUACAACAUGGAGACGCCCCCGUCCUUCCUCGAGUUGAGCACGAUGGAAAUGGCAGAGGGGCAGAAGUUUGAGGAUUACGCCACGAAUUGGCGUUCGGAAGCAGCAAAACAUUUCCCUCCAAUUUGCGAAGCGCAGCAAAUCCAAAUGUUUCAUGGGACUCUCAAGGGGGCUUACUACUCUCACCUCAUGGGUCACAAGUCUACUUUCUCGGAGAUGAUUAUGGCCGGGAAGCAGGUAGACCUGGGUAUCAAACUCGGAAGGUUAGAGGGCCCGACAAAGAAAGGGGAAGGAGAGUCCUCGAGGAGGACUGCCUCAGCAGCCACCCCCACUGGCGGCAGAAGGAGUAAGGAGGCAUCAGUCAAUGCCAUCAAUGUGAGCCACAACGCGCCGCAACAGUACUCGGUGAGCUUCACGCCCGCGCCAUCUACCACCCCCGCGUAUGCUCCACCGCCUUCGCCCUAUCCGUCUCAGCAUCCCGCUCAACCGAUUUAUUAUUCGGCUCCGCCGACAGCAUUUCCAUCGGCCCCGCAACAAGUCGUCCAUCAUUACGCUCCCGCUCCUCCUCAGACCCCGCAGUACAGGCCUCCGACUUCGAGAACUCCUCAGCCGACACAACAGGCCCCAGCCCCACAGGGUCAACAAGGCGGCGCAAUGCAAGCUCGGCAGCGCAUACAGUUCACACCCCUGCCUACCCCGCUCUCCCACAUAUACAGGCAAAUAUUAGCCGGCGAAAUGAUCCGACCAACGGUUCCCGGUCCCAGUUUCGUUCCUGCAAACCAAGAUCAAAGUCUACGCUGCGAGUACCAUUCUGGUGCACCCGGUCACACCACCGACAACCGUUGGAAAUUGCGGGAGGAGGUUCAGAAGUUGAUCAACAGUAAUAAGAUCUCGUUCAAUGCCAUUAGGCCCUCGAACGUGCAAGCUUACCCUCUCCCUGAUCAUGGGUCGAGCUUGGGGCCCACCAUCAAUAUGAUCAGUAUUUGCACUGUGAGAGAGGACGAGAGCCAACAGAAGGGCCCUACUCCAUUUAUAAUCGAGUAUGUCCCCGCGGAAGCCACCGUAGGGUUCACAGGGUCUAGUGCAGCACCCACCCCCUUCAUAAUAGAAGUCCCCGCUCGAGAGCCGUACCAGGACAGCAAGGUCCCUUGGACUUACGAAGGAAGUGUCGGAAACCUGGAGCAGCAGUUCAGUGUCAUGGGCGUGACACGCUCGGGCCGGGUAUACACGAACCCUGAGAUCGCAGGCAAGGGAAAGGCUCCUGCUGCAUCCGGAGCUGCUCCGGAAGCCCCGCCUAUCCCGUAG
Punica granatum (pomegranate) is the source of this 2511-nucleotide messenger RNA. NCBI's taxonomy places the organism in Eukaryota, Viridiplantae, Streptophyta, Magnoliopsida, Myrtales, Lythraceae. The record is from RefSeq and is a predicted model, not a curated record.